Messenger RNA from Erythranthe guttata (spotted monkey flower), 1712 nucleotides. Its product is annotated as nuclear localized protein. The record is from RefSeq and is a predicted model, not a curated record. Gene Ontology annotation, biological process: recombinational repair. NCBI's taxonomy places the organism in Eukaryota, Viridiplantae, Streptophyta, Magnoliopsida, Lamiales, Phrymaceae.
UUCCACUUAAUUAAAAUUAAAAGGACUAAAAUGUGUAUUUAGCAUAACUUGCAGGGCAAUUUUCCUUUACCUUUGUUUCCCUCUUUACUCUGCAACACAGUUUCCCUCCCUCCAAAUGAAACACUCAAAAAAUGGAGGUGGACCCGUGGGAAGCUUUGGAUCUAGACGAUUCUGAUAUCCCAUCUCUUCUCCGCCCCUGCAAACGCCUCCGUUCCGCCACCCAAUCCACCACCACCGCCCCCGCCGCCGCCGCUGCUUCUGCUCCUGCAGACCACCCUCUUCCUCAAUUACCCUCCUCCCAACCCCCGGCGAAAAACCACCCCGAAUUACAACUACAAACGCAACCACCGCCUUCCACCUCUCGCCUCCGCACCAUCCCUGGACCCGCCGGAGCAGUUCAAGCGGCGGUGCUUCGCAAAGAACUCGACCGUCAGACUCAUAAAAUUUCCAACUAUCCAGACCAUAACGGCGAUGAUUUUAGCGGUAAGCAUCAUAGCGAUGGAUUGAUUUCAACCCAAGACUAUAUACGGAGGGCAAUGGAAGACACUGCCGAAUUCGACGAUGAUUUUACCUGCGAACCCUGGCUCUCUGCAGUUCAAUUUCUCGGUGAUGAUAAUGGUCUGGUUCGGAGUACGCCUAUCAGCUCUAUCAAGAAAUGCAUCGAAGGGGGCAAGGUUGUUCAGGUUGUGGCUGUUGUUAAGUCAUGCACACCCAAUGGUCUUGGGGGUCUGAUGGUGUUGCUGAAGGACCCCACUGGUACAGUUGGUGCCAGUGUUCAUCACAAGGUCCUCUCUCAGACUGAGUUUGGAAAGAACUUAACUGUUGGUGCAGCUCUAAUACUUCGGGAGGUUGCUAUUUUUGCCCCUGCAAGGUCAGCACACUAUCUCAACAUAACAUUGAGGAACGUGGUGAAGGUAUUCUGCCAAAACAGCGGCUCUACUUCAAAACUGAAUAACUCUGCGUAUCCCAUCCAAUAUGCUGAUCCUGGUAUUGAAACUUAUGGGAAGGCGAAAACAACGGAGAAGAUGCCCACAACGCAAACUAUGACAACGAAAGACAUAGAAAAGAGGCAAUGCACGAGUAAGAUUAUCAAUUCGCAGAAUUUGAGUGUCACUCAGAGGCAGAAUAUUUUCACCGGAAGUGUUCAAUCCAACAAUGGAUCUGGAGUCAAUGCAAGUGCAGCUAAAAUGGGGCGUAUAAAUGUAAGCCAAGAUAUUUUCGGUAAAAUAGCUGAAGGCAUAAUCAGAACCGGAAUUAGUAGUGACAACCAAGAGUGCGUGAAAAAAGACAGUGUCGAAGAAAUUGAAGGAACCAACAAUUUGACCAACUCUGUUACAAAAGGUAGCGUCGAAGAAAUUGUAGGAACGAACGAAGUAGUCGGGACACAAAAGCAGCCUCAGAUAUUGAAAGGCUCUCUGCCACAGUGGACAGAUCAACAGUUGGAUGAACUUUUUGCAGACGAUGAAGAUGCUGCCUCUUUAUUUUCGUAGAGAGAAUGUAAAUACCCAUUUUCUGGUUGUGAUUAUGAUUUCAGUUUACAUCUUAAAAACCUUUCUUUUGAUAAUUUUUUUUCUUGGGGUAAAUGCAAUUUGACAUAAAAGCAUUGGUAUCUUUUUUACUGUACUUUGUCAACUCAAGUAUAAAAUUUGCACUUUGCCAUCUAGAUCAUUGAUAAAAGAAAAUGAUGGUUAUAUGAUGAUCUUAUGCCACCA